AUGUUGGAAAAUCUCGACGUGCGAUAUCAUCCUGGAGACCUGCGUCCGACAAGAGAGGAAUGGGAGUCACUGCUGUAUGGUACGCCGGCUCUUCGCAAGCUAACAGUGGUCAACUCCGGACCACAGUUAGAGUCCGGGUUUCCGUAUGGGAAGCUCGAAGACGUGGGCGAGAGAGCAGUGUUACUUCCAGCACUAAGAAUGCUCCGAAUAGGCUGUGUAGCGCCACUCAGUCUCUUGUACCUUCUCUCGUCCAUCCAGGCUCCACGUCUAGCCGAACUUUGCAUCCAUCGACUCCGUGGAGAAGGACACGAGGCAAGCUUCGACCUGCUCAACCACGAUCGAUACCCAGAACUCGUGUCACUGCGGAUUCUCGAUGUCCUAUGCGACAAGCAAGUUGUCGUCGAUGCCUUCCGCCGCCUGCAUGGCAUCUCCACGCUUCACCUACGUUCAGGAGACCACUAUCUCGAAGCACUGACCGAGCACCUCUCCGUGUACAACCUGGGCGACUCCAGCAUUCUGCCCCGGCUACGUACGCUCCGUACACACGGUUAUACCUGUAAAGAACUCGCCCAUUUCUGCAGCGAGCGCGACCGGCUCGGUUCCCUCAGACACACGUUCCAGAUCGUUUCCGAUCAUCAGAAGAUCGCGGGCGACCCGGCUUGCGAUAUGUUUCACGAUAACUUGGGGAAGAUUAUCCGUCUGCAGGAGAAGACGUCCUUUGAAUCGUUGGAUGAGAUACAUGAUGCAGGGACUGGGGAGACGUGCCCAUGCUGUGGGCAAUUGCUAUGCGGUGCAACAGCAAAGCGGUUCUCUAGGCUCUCAAUCGUUAGCCCCAGGUUGUCUUUAUCAAUUCCUUCGAAGAGGAUAACGCCUCAUGCCCCCCACAACGGGGUGGACGGACGAGCUGCACUCGUCUAGUUGCGCGUCAUACCCUCGACGCUCUGGAUACGCAGCUUUGCAAGAUGUCAAGCUUUC
Dacryopinax primogenitus is the source of this 975-nucleotide messenger RNA. RefSeq lists its product as uncharacterized. NCBI's taxonomy places the organism in Eukaryota, Fungi, Basidiomycota, Dacrymycetes, Dacrymycetales, Dacrymycetaceae. The coding region runs from base 1 to 918 and encodes 305 amino acids. The record is from RefSeq and is a predicted model, not a curated record. The transcript has a single exon.